Molecule: messenger RNA, 1383 nt
Organism: Brenthis ino (lesser marbled fritillary)
Lineage: Eukaryota; Metazoa; Arthropoda; Insecta; Lepidoptera; Nymphalidae
Source: the annotation of a GenBank genome assembly
AUGAAAGCAGCGGCAAUGUCUGUUUGGAUUUUCAUCAAUCUCCUCUGUUUUGGGAUGUGUGGUUACUUAUACUUAAUAUGGUCACAGUACUGGAUGAGCUUAGAAAAGCAAAGACUUUUCAGUAAGUCUCAUGUAUCUCCACAGAAAAAUGGCAUAUCGGGAGUAAGUUUCCAAGAGACGUUUUCCGAAAAUAAUAUUAAUACAAUAAUAAAUAUGUCACUAGUGAAAGCGGAUUCUGUGCGUAAACGAUCAGUUGUGUCAUUUAAAACAGGCCAGCAUUGGUCUAAUAAAUCUUUUGGAAGUCAGUUGCGAUCUAAUAACAUUGUCGUGAAAAGCCGCGGCAGUCCAAGAUUUCCUAACAUACAUAGAGCUAUACUCGAGCUCGAUAGCGACAAGUACGUAUGUAAUGAUUUGACCACAUCUGAAUGUAUAACUAAGACGACAGAGUUCAAGGAGUUAUUACUAAAGGAGUUUCAUAGAGUACUGAUGAGUGAUAGCAAAGUGUUUACAUCUGGCCUAGAUUCACAAAAUCCUUAUGAUGUGAAAUACGAAAGAGGUACAGCUAAAUCAUUUAACAGAGAGGAUAUCUUGUGUGCCCUUGGAAAGAUACCUGUCAGGACCGUUAUAGCUGAAGAUGAACCUUUUUCGAGGCUAGGAUUCCGCAUUCCUAAAGGGCCGUUACAAGAACACCGUACCUUCAAUACAUGUGCAAUUGUUACUAGCGCUGGAGCUCUACUAGGAUCACGUUUAGGAGAAUUUAUUGACUCCCAUGAUAUAGUACUGAGAUUUAACAACGCUCCAACCGAAAAUUACACGGAAGAUGUUGGUUCCAAAACUAAUUUCCGCAUUCUUAAUUCACAGGUAGUCACCAAACCGGAAUUCAAAUUCUUGGAAAAUUCACUAUAUAAAAAUAUUUCAAUAUUAAUUUGGGAUCCUGCGAAUUUUUCCGCUACGCUUGAGGAUUGGUAUCGCCAUCCUGACUUUCCAGUGUUUUCAGUAUACAAAAAAUUGCUGAAUCGUGGAGGCAGUGUUGACGUUCAUCUUUUACAUCCCCAAGUUUUAUGGGAUUUGUGGAUUGUUUUACAAGAUUCGUCUCCAUACCGUCUACGUAGAAACCCUCCUUCAUCUGGCUUUAUAGGACUAUGGUUUGCUUUAAACCGCUGCCACCGUGUUCGCGUAUUUGAGUACGUGCCGUCAGUCCGCGCGACACGCCGAUGUCAUUACCACGCAUCAAGCGAAGACGUGGGAUGCACCCUCGGUGCUUGGCACCCCCUCGCACAGGAAAAGGCACUCGCACAACGUAUGAGCGACAACUCUGAUAUUGAUGUCUUUCAGCGUGGCUUCAUUGAUAUACUCGGAGUGAAAACAAUUCAGUGUAAGGGA